Arctia plantaginis is the source of this 3414-nucleotide messenger RNA. The record is from the annotation of a GenBank genome assembly. NCBI's taxonomy places the organism in Eukaryota, Metazoa, Arthropoda, Insecta, Lepidoptera, Erebidae.
AUGUAUAAUGGUAUUGGUUUGACGACGCCACGAGGCUCCGGAACCAACGGAUAUGUGCAAAGAAACUGGGCAUCGGCCCGGAAAACCAAAGACUCUGUGAAUUAUCGAACUGAGGAAGAAAUAGCUAAGUUGGACUCUGCAUCCAAUAAACAACCUAACCGUGAGAUUCUAGACCAUGAGAGGAAACGAAAGAUAGAAGUAAAAUGCGCAGAACUUGAGGAUAGUCUUGAGGAUCAAGGGUUGCCGAAGGAGGAGAUAGCGGCCCGAGUCGCUGCAUUCAGAGCGAAGCUGUCCUCGACUGGUAGCGAAAAGGAAGUGCCCAGGGACGAAUUCGGGAGAGUUGCCGUUCGCGAGACGCACGCGGUCGCAGAGGCGCAGCAAGCGAAGAACGCGCGGUUGCGCGACGCGUUCGGCAUCUCACCGCGUUUCGUGGAGGGCAGUUCGCUCGACCCCGAGCGUCGCGCGCGUGAACAUGCACAACGGUACCCGCUUAUCAGGACACCCAGCCAUGAAAGGGAGGACCGGGAUUCGCAUCCUGCUAAGAAGAAAAAGAAAAGAAGUGCCUCUCCAGAAGCGAAGAAGUUGAAAAAGAAAAAAUCUAAAAAGAAUAAAAAAGAGAAGCAAGAAUCUAGCAAGAAAAAGAAGAAACGCUCCAAAUCUCCUGACACAGACAGUUCUUCGAGCUCCGAGGGGCAUGACAGCGACACCGCGAGCUCAGAAGAAGACAGACAAAAAAAGAAAAAAAAGAAAAAGUUGAGUAGCAGACGUCGCGGCAGCAGCGAAGCUUCAAGUCGUGAGAGUUCCCCAGCGAAAUAUAAAAAGGAUAAAGAAAAGCCGAGGGAACGUACGAUUGAAGAUAGGACAAACGAUAUUAAACACAGAAAAUCAGACAGAGAUCGUGAGGAUCGUAACAGGAAAUACGACAAACGAGAGGAACUUCCCUCCAGGGAAUCGCGACUAAUUGACAGAAGACGUGAUCGUAGCUCUUCUAAAGAUGACAGAGAUUCCUCGCCUGAGUACAAGCAGCGAUCGUACAUCACUAAAAUAGAAAAUAAGAAAAAAGAACCUAAAGAACCUUCUGAAGAUGGUGAAAGGCGCAGAGGGUCCAAGUAUUCAAAACGAGAUCGUCAAAGAUCUUCCCCUGAAUCAGAAUCGGAACCUUCUAAAAAAGGAGAAAAGAAGUAUAACAAAAACUAUAGAGAUUCCAGUGCAUCACCUCCGCCAGAGAAAAGACGGCGUAAGAGUUCCUCCGCAGAAUAUAGAAAGCGAGAUGAUAGUUAUUACAGCAGAACCGAAAGAAAUGCUAUAGAUAGUAGUAGCAGAGUUCACAGAGAUGAUAAAGAUGAAAGAAGAGCUCCUAGAAGAAGUGAAUCUCCAGAUUAUCGUAAAAGAGAAUCGAACAGCAGAAAAGAGGAAGAUAGAAAGUAUGAAAAAAGUAGUAAGAACAAUCAUGAACGUUAUGAAGAGGCGCACACCAAGAGAAGGGAAAGUAGCAGUGACAAAUUACGAAAGAGGAAGGAUAGAAGUGUGUCAAAGGAAAAGCGAGAUACAUCACCAGAAUACAAGGAUCGAUCUCCAAUUAGCAAACGUAUUAAGAACAGACAAGAUUCCAGAAAAGAUGGAGAAAAAAAAAGUUCUAGAUCAGAAAGGAAAUAUUCGUCUUCUGAAUCUGAGUCAGAAUCACAAACUAAACAAAAGUCACGAGAUAGUAAGAAUACUAAAGAUAAAUCUCGUUAUUAUAAGGAAAAGAGCCCUUCACCAAGGGAGCAGUGGAAGCGAAGUCUCACACCCAGGGAUCAAAGGAAGCGGAGUCCCACACCCAGGGAUCAGAGGAAGCGAAGUCCCACACCCAGGGAUCAGAGAAAGAGUAGUCACACACCCAGAGAUCAGAGGAAGCGGAGUCUCACACCCAGGGAUCAAAGAAAGCGAAGUCCCACGCCCAGGGAUCGGAGGAAACGUAGUCCUUCAUCCAGGGAUCAGAGGAAACGUAGCCCUUCAUCCAGAGAUCAAAGGAAACGUAGCUCUUCAACAAGAGAUCAAAGGAAACGUAGUCCUUCACCCAGAGACCAAAGGAAACGUAGUCCUUCACCCAGAGAUCAAAGGAAACGUAGCGUAUCACCUGAGCAUCGAAGAAAAGAAUCGCCCUCCAAAAUCAAAGCAGAAAAAUACAAAUCUCGACAGAAGUCUGUAGAGAAACAAGAAAAUAGUAGACCAAGCAGAAAAUCGCCCUUGAUAGAAGAAAGGUCAAGACGUAGAAAUUCUCCAAGCAGAUCUAAAUCACCCACACCACGUAAAAAUCUAAAAAAGGAUAAGCGAAAGAGUCAAACACCAAGUAAGAAAAUCAAGAAAUCUUCAGAAAGGCGUAUUUCCUCUCCAAAAGACGACCACAGAGAUAGGCAAAUCAAAGAGAGAAACGGUCGAAAAGACUCACACAGAGACAGGUCGAAUUCUCGGUCACCUCACAAAAGCAGAAGUACCUCUAGUCUUAGCUAUUCACCUGCACGUCGUAGCCCAGAACGUUACCGUGAUAUAAUAGAGAAACUCCCAGAAAAAGAUAAACGCAAAUACAUAAAAUCGCCAUCUGAUCUGCAUCCUAAGAAGAAAAAGAAUAAAGACUUAGCAGAAAAUUAUAAACCCAUGGCUGUUUGCAUGCGUAGUUCAUCUAGCGAAAAUGAAGAAAUAGAAGAUGAUUUUCUGCGGUUAGACGACAGAGACCGGCAAGAUGAAUUAGACAACAAAGAAUUAAAUAGACUGAAGGAAAGACUGGCUCAACUCGCUAAAGCAUCCAUGGAGCGGCGAAGAAAUGAGGAAACUAAUGGACCUUCAACAUCGCAAGCUGGACGCAGUGACUCUCAAUCAAGGGACGAAGAAAGGAUUACAAGGCCAAGCUCAAGUCCAGAGUUAGAGACCGAAAGAAUAAAGUCUCCGGAAGUAGAAAAAGAAACAAAAAAGAGUGAAGAGGAGCAGUCAGUUCAGAAGAAAGAGAAGAGUCCGCUACCUGAAAUUUCUUCAGAUUUAAAGAAACGUGAAAGAAAUCUCGCUCUUAUUCGUCUUCAAGGCGGUCCCGCUCCAGUCGGUCAAGCUCGUACAGCAGCAGGAGUUCGUCGCGCUCGUCACGCAGCUCUUCGCGAUCCACGCGCUCCUCUAGAAAAAAGUCCCGAAAGUAUAGCACGAGUUCUGAAGACACGAGUAGUAGCUCCGAUUAGUGAAGUGAUUGUGCUAGAGUGGUUUAGUUUAAUGCUCGAAAACGCCCGAUCCCUUACCGGAGGCCUUCGCCUUCGACACCAUCCACCGGCUACAGCAGCAGGUCUACACAACGAAGCUGGUCCCAAUCGCCGCGGGAGGAAAGAGAAUAACCACGUUCACACAAAGCUUUUUGUUACCAAUUCACGCGAUUCAGAGCGAGAAACAUAA